This is a messenger RNA of Vigna angularis (adzuki bean), 1332 nucleotides long. Its product is annotated as DNA damage-repair/toleration protein DRT100. The transcript has a single exon. The record is from RefSeq and is a predicted model, not a curated record. The coding region runs from base 97 to 1191 and encodes 364 amino acids. Gene Ontology annotation, molecular function: protein binding. NCBI's taxonomy places the organism in Eukaryota, Viridiplantae, Streptophyta, Magnoliopsida, Fabales, Fabaceae.
UUGACAUUAUAAAUACCCAUGUCAGGUCGAUAACUCUCAUGCAUGCAGGCAUCGCGCAUCUCUGGACUUUCUCUUUCCCUCUCUUCCUAAACCACAAUGGCUGGAAUCUGGUUCACGCCGCUAACGCUGCUGUUACUACUCGCAUUUUCCUCCGCAGUUCGGUCGUGUUCGCCGUCGGACCUGGCCGCGCUGCUACACUUCAAAUCCGCUCUCCAUGAAUCUCGCAACGGAAUAUUCAACUCCUGGACCGGCACCGACUGCUGCGGCAACUGGCUCGGCGUCUCCUGCGACCGCGACUCUCGCCGCGUCGCCGAAAUCAGCCUCCGCGCCGGUCCAGUCUACACCACGUUCGAGAAGCCUUACCGUCCGGAUUACAUGUCCGGUUACAUAUCGCCGGAGAUUUGCAAGCUCACUCACCUCUCCACCCUCAUCAUCAGCGACUGGCAGGGAAUCUCCGGCGAGAUCCCGCGCUGCAUCUCCUCGCUCUCCUUCCUCCGCAUCAUCGACCUCACCGGAAACCGCAUUUCUGGCACUCUCCCAGCAGACAUCGGGAAGCUUCGGUAUCUGAGCCUCCUAAGCGCCGCCGAUAACCUAAUCACCGGCGAAAUCCCGGCGACGUUGACGAGCUUGACUGGUUUGACGCAUCUGGACCUUCGUAACAACAAGAUCCGCGGGCCCAUUCCGCAGAACAUGGGCCAGCUUCAGAUGUUGAGUCGGGCCUUUUUAAGCGGAAACCAAAUAACCGGGUCAAUCCCGGGCUCAAUCUGUCAUAUAUACCGUCUGGUGGAUCUUGAUCUGUCAAAUAACCAUUUAUCCGGGCCGAUUCCUGAAAGUUUGGGCCGGAUGUCGGUUCUGUCAACGUUGAAGUUGGAUAAUAACAGGCUUUCGGGAAGCAUACCAGGGAGGCUGUUGGCGUCGGGUAUUAACGAGCUGAACUUGAGCCACAACAUGUUAGAGGGUAUUAUACCCGACGCCUUUGGGGCUUCAUGCUAUUUCACGUUACUGGACUUAUCGUAUAAUAACCUCAAAGGGCCAAUACCGAAAUCUAUGUCUUCUGCUUCGUACAUUGGGUAUGUGGACUUUAGCCAUAACCACCUCUGCGGCCCAAUUCCUAACUCCUACGGUAACACCGAUGCCUCCUCAUUCGCUUACAACGAUUGCCUCUGUGGAAAGCCACUCAAAGCUUGUUAAUUACUGCUAUCGACUUCCCACACUCAUUCACAUGCACCCAUCUCCAUUCUUAACUGUGUCACUUUAUUUCGUUCUGUAAAAUAAAGCAGAAGGCUCCCAUGUUUAAUUAGAAGUGAUUAUUAACUCUGAUUUUGGAUUUCA